GAGAGCCCCACUUUCCUCCUCUCUCCCACGCGGCCACGCCUCUCUCUCUCUCUCUCUCUGCUUUCUUUCCUAGCGGCGACGACAGGGGAGUGGCGCCGCCCUUGCCAGUUCUUCGUCGGGCGCUUCGCCGGCCGACAAGGCUAUGGAACACCCUAUAAUCCAGCAAGUCAUGGAGCAUCCCGAAGAGCAUGAUGAUGAUGAUGAGGAGGAUAACAGCAUAAGAGCGGAAGCGGCAUUUGAGGGGGUGCACAGUCACAGCACGUUCAGGUACAAGCACAAGAAGAGGUCCAAGGUGUGGGAGGAGUACAAGCCCAUCUUCCUGAAUGGGAAGGUUCAGUUCGCAGAGUGCCUGUACUGCCGCAGCCGAAUGAGCUGCAAGGAUUCUAAUGGGACCAGCCAUCUGUGGCGGCACCAGAAGAUCUGCCCGGGCAAGGAGGAUGCGGCGCGGCGGCGGCUCAAGGAUUCCUACUUCCCAUGUGUUUUGGUGAAUGAGGAUGGACCGGUUACACCGGGUGAUCCAGUAAAUCAGAUUAUUUCUGAGACACUUGAUGACAUAAACUCAGUAAUUCCCAGCAGAUUCAAGUCGAAGGUGUGGAAAGAGUUCUCACCUAUCUAUGUCGAGGGGAAGCUCCAGGCUGCAGACUGCGUGCAUUGUCACAAGCGCCUCAGUGCAAAUAAGUUUGGGGGAAGAAGCCAUCUGAGUCGACAUCUUCAGACCUGUCAAGCACGAAGUGGUCAGAAGGGUGUGUUUUACCCUUCUAGUCUACCUGGUUUGAAGUCCAGGGGGCAAGAUGAGCUCUCACCUGCCUUGACAAAUGGGAAGGUUCAGACCGCAGAAUACAACAACAAGCUUCUCAGGUCUAGUAGCUCUGGUGACAAUUCACCUAUAGUCCGGCCCAUUCAAGUGGUGCCGGCACAUCAACCUCUCCCAUCACCAGACUUUCCAAGCUUGAAGAAACAGAGGACCUCAUUUAUGACCACAACUACUGACAUAGGCACAAGGAAGGUUGAUCAAGAAACAGCUUAUGAAGAUCUAGCCAGAAUGAUAGCUUUGCAUGGUUAUCCUUUAUCAAUUGUAGAGCAUGAAGAAAUGAGAAGAUUUGUAAAGAACCUCAACCCUAUGUUUAAUACAGUAUCUCAUAAUGAUAUGGAAGGGCAUUGCUGUGCUCUAUUUAUGAAGGAAAAGGCAAACCUUAAAGAUAAACUGACCCUUUCCUCUCAGCGCAUCUCUCUUUCAGCAAGUAUCUGGACUCCUGAUGGAGCUGAGCCAGAAGUAAAUUACCUUUGUCUGACAGCACAUUUUAUUGAUAAAGACUGGAAAGUUCACAGAAUGAUAAUCAAAUUUGGCAUGUUUAGGUCUUCACCUACCAAUGUGGAAAGGAUGAUACAUUGUAAGGAGGCUUGUGUCCCAGAGUCUGAAAGUGGAGCAUACAACGUCAUAUGGGAUGCUAUUAGAGAUUGGAAUCUUGAUCAGAAGCUUUUGAGCUUGACUUCUGUUGGUGAAGUUAGGGAUGAUGCAAGUACCUCAAAGCUAAAGGAAACACUUGUAGAGAAGAAGUACCUUCCUAUCAGAGGCAAGCUAUACAAUAUUGCUUGUGUGGAUGAUAUCCUUAAUAGUAUUGUUUCCGAAGUGCAACAAAAUAUCAUUCACCUUGUCAGUAACAUGGUAAUGGAAUUUUUUGGGGCACGUACAUCUUCAUCAUUGAAUCAAGAGCAGCUUGUGGAAGUCAUUUCGCAGAUGAGUUUGAAGUGUCCAAAGGAAGAUGCCAAGUGGUGGCAUAAAUUUUAUUUUAGGCUUGAAGUUCUUUUGCAUUUCAAGAAAUCACUCCCUUUUGAAGAGGUGACGUCUCCAGAAGAUAUCAGAGUUGCUGAGUCUAUUUGCAAGAUUUUGAGGACAUUUUAUCGUGUUAUUGAAGUUAUUUCUAGCCCUAAUUCUCCAACAGCAAAUAUGUACUUUAAUGAGAUAUGGAAAGUGCGAACAGUUUUGCAAGAGGAAGCAUCAAAUGAGCAUGGAGAACUUGCUACAAUGGUUACAGAGAUGCAGGAAAUGUUCAAUCAAUAUUGGCAAAAUUCAUACUUGUGGUUAUGUAUAUCUGUUAUUCUAGAUCCUAGAUUCAAAAUCAGUUUCAUUGAGUUCCGUCUGAAACGAGCUUUUGGAUUAAAAUCAGCGAGCUACUUAUCUGACAUACGCGAAACACUCCAGGAACUCUUCCAUGAAUACUGCAGUUCUGUGGAUCAUCCGAACGGAGGUGCUACAAGCACUGAAGCCUUUGAUGCAGAUGAUAAUGACUCAUUCGACGAUUGGGAUCAGCACCUCAAUGAGCAAGCAAGUAGCCAGAAAUCCACAGAACUUGAAAACUAUCUUGAGGAUGGGUUAGUUCCACGGAAGGAUGAUUUCGAUAUUCUGAACUGGUGGAUGUGCCACACCAUGAAGUACCCAACGCUUGCUGCUAUUGCGCAGGACAUCCUGGCGAUGCCAGCUUCUGCUGUCCAAUCUGAAGCAGCAUUCACCAGCAGUGGUCCAGUGAUUCCCAAGCACCACAGUACGUUAAGCAUCAAGACGAUCGAGGCACUUGUUUGUACUCGAGAUUGGAUGAGAUAAAGCGGGUGUGUGCCGUGCUGCAGUGACUGUGAAGUGUAAACAACCAGGACGCGGUGCAGUUAUGUUCAGGGGAUGAUCCAAACUGAACAUGUAAGUGGCGCCUUCAACCAAAGGUAACCCUGCCACUGCCAGGGUUGGUGGUGUUGCUGACAGAUCGGGAGAAAAAAAUGAGAAAAAGAUGCAAGAGUGAUAAAUAGAGAGGGGGGAGAAGAAGGGGGAAAAAGUGGAAAAAAUAGUCUAGCCACUGACAGAUGGGCCCUAUAUGUCAGGAGAGAUGGGAAGGGCAAAGGGGAUCUGCUGCAAAGCACUUCCCUAAUAACCUGAAAAUUGUGAAAGGGGGAUUCCACUAUAACCAGAAGAAAAGGGAAAUGGGUAAGAGGAUCUGUUGUUGGAGUUGCUCUUAGUUCUGACGUAGAUGUGUAUAUAUAUAUAUAUCAGCCAUUUGCUUGAUGUAGCUUCAGAUGUAUUUUUCAGGCCUCUAAUGUAAUGUCUCAGACAUGCUUUGCUGUUGAGCCCUUAGUCCCUAGGUUGAUGAAAGAAGAUGCUGUUGUUA
Molecule: messenger RNA, 3155 nt
Organism: Panicum hallii
Lineage: Eukaryota; Viridiplantae; Streptophyta; Magnoliopsida; Poales; Poaceae
Product: zinc finger BED domain-containing protein RICESLEEPER 2-like
Exons: 4
Coding region: 143-2602 (819 amino acids)
Molecular function (GO): DNA binding; protein dimerization activity
Source: RefSeq, a predicted model, not a curated record